AUGCAUCGAGGCUCAAUUCCUGGUCAUAACGUGAUCAAUUGUAAUCGUGAAGCUGCUGAUCGUAAUCUAUUCAAUGAUUAUUUCGUCGAAAAUGCAUUGUAUAACGAUGCAAUGUUUCGAAGAAGAUUCCAAAUGGGACGAAAUUUAUUUAUGCGUAUAUGUGAUGUUGUUAGUAAUCGUGACAACUAUUUUAUACAGAGAAGAGAUGGGCUUGGAAGACUUGGUUUGUCAAGCUUGCAAAAAAUAAUAGCUGCAUUUCGAAUAUUGACGUACGGUGUACCAGCAGAUGCUACUAAUGAGUACAUUAAAAUAGGGGAAUCAACUGCUAUUGAAAGUGUGAAACGAUUUUGUCGUGUUGUUGUUGAAGUUUUUGGAGGGCAGUACCUACGAUCUCUAAACGUUCACGAUGUUGCUAGGCUACUUCAUAUUGGCAAGCAACGAGGUUUUCCAAGUAUUACUAUUCCUGCUCGUUAUGUCAUUCAAGGAAAAGAGUAUAAUAUGGAAAAUAUUUUACAUGAUAUACUGACAUCAUGUAUUAUUAUGCAUAAUAUGAUAAUUGAAGAUGAACGUGAUUUAAAUGCACCAAUCGUAAAACACUUUGAGGUGCUGACUCCAGAUGUUGAGCCCGCAGUAUAUGAUAGUACUCAAUUUAAAGAGUUUCUAGCUCGAUACAGACAAAUCAAAGACAAAGAAGCUCAUAUUACCCCUCGAAAUGCAUUAAUUGAGUAA
This is a messenger RNA of Zingiber officinale, 729 nucleotides long. RefSeq lists its product as uncharacterized. The record is from RefSeq and is a predicted model, not a curated record. NCBI's taxonomy places the organism in Eukaryota, Viridiplantae, Streptophyta, Magnoliopsida, Zingiberales, Zingiberaceae. The coding region runs from base 1 to 729 and encodes 242 amino acids. The transcript has 3 exons.